Messenger RNA from Leptopilina heterotoma, 3810 nucleotides. Its product is annotated as dipeptidase 1-like. Gene Ontology annotation, biological process: proteolysis. The coding region runs from base 594 to 2495 and encodes 633 amino acids. The transcript is spliced from 13 exons. The record is from RefSeq and is a predicted model, not a curated record. Lineage: Eukaryota; Metazoa; Arthropoda; Insecta; Hymenoptera; Figitidae. Gene Ontology annotation, molecular function: metallodipeptidase activity.
AGUCGUGUCGCGGCGGUUGCCGAGUGCACUCCAAGUCGCAAAUUCUCGUGUGUACAUACAAUAUAUAAACUGUGAUACAUCACUCUUCGCUUUUCGUAUAAAUACUACAUCAACUGUCACUUCGACUCACUUUUUUUAAAAAAGUCACUUUUUUUAAGAACCAAUUUUUUCAAAAUAUUCACUUUUCAAUACGCAAAAGGCAAAAGAAAAAUGUCAAAUCACCAACGAAAGAUUGGCUCUCGAGUAAGAAUCGACAAAGGAUUGAAAAUUGGACGCAGGAGAUGGUGAAAAGAAUGAAAUAACGAUCCGAGCACGACCUAAAGCGAAUAUAUUUUGACCCCGGGGGGCCUCCACAGGAGACAAGCUCUCGAGGCCAGGGUAGAGAGUGAGGAUGGACGAAUUCGAGGACUGUAGUGACUUUCCUGCAGAGACAAAGUUAGCGUGCGAUUUAUUGUCGGGACGUGUGACUUUGACUACUACUACUACGACGAAGUGGUUUCAAAAUCCCUGCGCACUGAUGAUGAUGAAAAUAAUAAUGCGACGACAGUGAUUGUAAAGAUCACGGGGGUCUUUGGGCGUGGAUUUGGACGAUUAUGCAUCACGGGUCAAAUUAUGGAACCGGGCCCCAGGAACGGGUACAUCAGCAGCAGCAACAGCAGCAGCAGGCGGCCCGGACUGGGAUUAUUUCGGAGAAAUGUCCCUAUGAAACCUACACGACACAGAUCCCGGAUUGCUGUGCAGCCGCAGCUGCAGUUGCUGCCCAGGAUCCCUAUCCCCGCCCACCCAGUAGCUACGAUGGAAUGUGUUUCGACGACUGUCAUCGCAGAACGCCUUAUCAGGAAGAUUCCUAUUCCCAGCGACCACAGUCCAGAUUGGGAUAUGAAGACCAAUCUCGAGUGGGAUUCACCGCGGAUUCCAGGUGCACCAGCAGACUGGGUUACGAUGAGACGAGGGGCGGCUACCUGGACCAAAGUGAUCCGAGAAUGUACUGCACGGGAGGUUACUGCAUGGGUGAUACGAUGAUGGCGACAAGGGGAGUUUGUGGCGAGGACGUUGAGCUCGACAUGCAGAGGCAUAUUCAAGCUUGCGCUUGCACCUGCAACCACAUGGGUUACGGAAAUUACAUGGACUAUCAGACAACGUGCCUAACAGAACUGCCGGAUGUGGCGCCGUGCAAUGGAACUGUGCGGCUUCCACCAACAUGCGAGGAAUCUCCUAGUAGCGGAAGUAGCAAGGAACGCAGAGAUGAGAGUCCUCGGCGGAAAUGUCGAGUUCUAGCACCUAUCUUGCUUUUGGUGGCAGCCCUGCUCCUCGGAGGCCUCUGUCUGCCAUUGUUACUACAAUCCUCCCCUGUCACGCACCAACAACGAUUGGACGUGAUUAGAAGGAUUCUUACUGAAGUGCCUCUGAUCGACGGGCACAAUGAUUUGCCCUGGAAUGUCAGAAAGUUCGUUCAUAAUCAAUUGGGUGAAGUAAAUCUGAGCAGUGACUUGGGAAGAGUUGAUCCUUGGGCCAGAUCAGACUGGAGUCACACUGAUAUACCAAGGUUACGAGCUGGAUUAGUCGGAGCGCAGUUUUGGUCGGCUUAUGUUCCUUGUGGAGCGGCACAACUCAAUGCCGUUCAACUUUCCUUGGAGCAAAUCGACGUAAUUCGGCGACUAGCAGAAAUGAAUGCUCAACAUUUAACUUUGGUUACUAGCGUCAAAGGUCUAAUCGAGACUCAUCGCGAGGGAAAAAUAGCGAGCCUGAUCGGAGUCGAGGGUGGUCAUUCCCUCGGGAAUUCUCUAGGAGUGUUAAGAACAUUUUAUGGUUUGGGAGCCCGUUACCUCACCCUAACGCAUGCCUGUGACACUUCCUGGGCAGUCUGUUCGCUGGGUGAAACAAAUAGUACUGAAACCUCGGCGCCUGGCCUCAGUGAAUUUGGAAAGGCCGUCGUUAGGGAACUAAACAGGCUUGGGAUGUUGGUGGACCUGUCUCACGUUUCAACAAGAACGAUGAGAGCAGCCCUGCAGACGACAAGAGCGCCGGUGAUUUUCUCGCACAGCGCAGCAAGAGCGCUCUGUAAUUCUAGCAGGAACGUGCCAGACGACGUGCUCAGAAAUCUGGCAAAGAAUGGAGGCGUAGCUAUGAUUCCCUUUUAUACGUAUUUCAUAACAUGCAACAGCACAGCAACCAUUAAAGACGUGAUUGCGCACAUCAAUCACGUAAGGAACGUGGCGGGCAUCGAUCACGUCGGCAUAGGAGCAGGAUUCGAUGGAAUAAAUUUCACACCUACCGGCCUGGAGGAUGUCUCCAGAUAUCCUCAACUCCUGGCAACAUUGUUAGAAGAUCCAUUAUGGACCGAGGAGGACAUUAAAAAAUUGGCUGGUCUCAAUCUACUUCGAGUAUUCGCCAAAGUCGAACAAAUUCGAGACGAAUGGCAAAGGGCAGCGGUACUACCAGUCGAGAAAAUAAGCCCACCAGAGAAUUCUGCCUGCGCAUACAGAGCGUCCUGAUCUCAAGAACUACUAACUUCAGGGACUCUGGAUUAGGCUCAUUUCGCCAAAAAUAAAAAAUGACUCUCGUGAGACCGACAUUAAUACAAUCAGUGUGUCUUUGCGUACCGAGUGUUACGAAAAAAUGGGAGAAACUAAAUGACUUAUUAAAAGGCAAUAAGUCCGAGUAAAUUUUUUCAUAGACUCUAGUAUCAAGAAUUCUUUAAAAUUUCCAAAAGAGUGCGACUUAUCAUCUUGCGAAUUUAAUUAAGAAUUAGAAAUAACAAGAAUCGACGUUCCCCCCCCAAACAAUUGUUAACUCCUCCUUUUUAUAACAAAAAAAAAACCUUAAUAUUUUCUAAGCUGAUUUUUUAAAAAAACAAUUUUACACAUUUUAUUACUAGUGAAAAAAUAAAAAUAAUUUAAUAUUUCACUUUUUAUAGGAACAUAAGUUUACAUAUGUGAACAAAUAAAUACCGGUUUUCUUUUUGUACCAAAAACAUUUUUCUAUUUUAACACUUAAAUUCCGAAUAUAAGUACAUGACACUAUUCGGACUAUUAGACAAAUUAAAAAAAUAUGUCGAGUCUUGAAAUUUCAAGUUUUAUCAACAAAAAAAAAUAACGACUCUUGAAAAAAAUUACACGCGCAUAAUUAAAAUCGUGAUUUCUUAAUUUUUAGAUAGAAUUAAAAUAUACACACGAAAGAGACCAAAAUCGCCAAUGUUCUUCAAAAUAAAAAAAAAAAAACAAGAUCAACAUUUAAAAGAUUCGAAAAUUCAGGGCUACGAGUGCCAAAAAAUGUUAAAUCGUUUUUAAUCAACACAGUAUUAUGAAUUAGAAAAAUGAAAAAAAAAACUUGACAGUAGCGUCGUAUUUAGAUAACAAAUAUUAAAAUGAGCAGCAUUUCAUUAAACUCUUCGCAUUUUUUCCUGCGAGAAAUAUUCAAAAUGUUUAUCUUUUUCGCAAAACAACUUUUAAACUUAUUGUUUUUAUAUUAAAAGAAAAAAGAGAGAAUUUUUAAAAAGUAGAAAUACUGCUAUUAACAGAAAAAAAACAGCACUGAAUGAAAUUAGAAUAAAUGAUAAAAAAAAAGAAAAGAAAUAUGUUGUAGAAAAAGAAAAAAAAAAUUAUCUCAGUAGUUUUAUCAAAGCACUUUUACCAUUUUUGCAAUCAGCUUUUGUGUACAGUGCGAUUUGUUGAAAACAAGUAAAAUAUUGCUAUUCAUCUCUACAGUUGAAACAGUGCACGCAAAUUACAAAAAAAAAACAAUUCCAAAUAGUAAAUAAAACUAAUAAAUAUUAAUUUAUGGUUAAAAUAUUAAUUUAUGGUUCACUUA